GAAGAGUAGCAUCUUUUCCAUCGAGAGAGUUUUUCCUCCCAAAAAGCCAAACUCAGAUUCCUCCAAAUGUCUCAGCUGCAACAAAUGCCCAUGCUUUUGAUGAAAAUUACAAUACUGCCAGGCACUUUUGUUACAGCAGAACGAGGGAAAGAAACGAAAAAAAGCAGAGAAACAAUGUUCGGCAAAACCCGACAUUCAAUUCAAUUCAGAGUUGUGCCCAAAAUUUCCCUCCUGAUUCAAUUCAUUCAAUGGGCAAAUCCAGAUUUUGAACCCCUUUCGGUUGACCGGCCUCUCAUUCUCCCUGCAUGCUCUCCACCUUGCCUCAAACUCAAACCCCUAAAAAUCAGCUCCAUAGAUUCAAGCUUUCUUUUCAGCUCCUGCCCUUAGUUGGCGUUACUGAUUUGGGGGUUUAAUAGAUGCAGUGAGCUCUCCUUCUGUGCGUGCGCCCUCUCCGGUCUGUCUUGUUGAGUUCAGUGCAGUGAGAUUGAGAGGGACUGCGUGUGGUGGAUUCAGGGGGGGAAAAAAAAAUGGCCUCUACCUCAAACACCCCUUUGAGUUUGACAGAGCAGCUCAAGGAGGCUGGGUUUAGCCUCCUGCAUUCACCUUCCUCCGUCGAGGAGCUGCUUCCUCUUCUUGAUUUUUCUGGUCUAGGAUCUAGCAUUCUAAUGGUGAAAGGAGCAGAAUGUUCUUGCUGGGAAUCAAUUGUACAAAAGAUGAAGCUUCUUGUAGUUCUCAAUUCUUAAUGGUUGCCAUCUUAUAUCCACUGUAUUCUAAGUCUUUACUUCCGAGUUCGUUCACCUUAUGCUGCUAAAGCAGAAGAUCUGCUCUUCGACGUUGACCAAGCACCACCUGCCUCAGUCAAAGAUGCUCUCCUCCCCAUGAUGAAGGCGCUGAAAUCUGACACGAUGCUGAAACACUCUGAAGCCAUCGUGAGAGUUUCAGUAGCAUCCUGCAUCCAUGAAAUUGCUAGGAUAACAGCGCCAUUGGAGCCUUAUGACGACGAGAUAAUGAAGGAGAUAUUUAAGCUAACUGUGUCAUCAUUUGAGAAGUUGUCUCAACCUUCCACCAGAUGUUAUGAGAAGGCAGCUUCAAUAAUCUACACCAUUGCACGGGUCAGAUCGUGUGUGGUGAUGCUGGACCUAGAAUGUGAUGGUCUGGUAGUUGAGAUGUUUCAUCGUUUCCUGAAGACCACUGGGUCAAACCACACAGAUGAUGUGCUAUGGGCGAUGGAGAGAAUCAUGACAAUGGUAUUGGAGGAAAGUGAAAAUAUCUCCAUGGACCUCUUGGAGCCACUACUAGCGAGUGUGCGGAAGGAGAAUGAGAACGUGGCGCCCAUCUCGUGGAAGUUGGGAGAGAACGUAUUAUCCAAUUGUGCAGAGAAGCUUAGACCUAUUCUCAAAGAUGCAGUGCAAUCUGCAAGCAUUGUUUUGGACCAAUAUGCUCCUGUGAUCGCGACCAUAUGUGGAAGUUCUUCUGAUAAUACAGAACAUCUUCUUGCUAAUGGUUCACAAGAGCAAGGGAGGGGUGAAGCUCUUGCUGUUACUUCGACAGAAGUGGGUGCCAAGUCAGGGUUGGAUGGUGCUCCGGUGCCAGGAACUAAAUCAAUGUCAGCAGAGGAAGAUUCUUCAAGCAAGAUGAAGUCAUUCAACCUGUUGGAUGCUGAUGGACCAAUAGAGCUUGCAUCCCUGUCUGAAGUUCCAAGGAAAAGAGACCGGAGACCCAAUUCUCUGAUGAACCCAGAAGAAGGGUAUGAACACUUCUGGGGCCUCCAAGACGGAAAAUGUCACCAUAUUACGCCUCAUGAAAGCCCAAAACCUCCAACUUCCGAAGAAGGAAGGAAGAGAAGAUUCUCGAGAAAAAAAGGAAAUGCCGUGGGGUCUUCGGUUGCUUUACCUGAAACUGCUUCAGAUGAGGAAGGUGAGCUCCUAGUCAGUGCUGAACAGAGACGGCCAAGCGAACCCCUCUAUAGGGAAGUGCCAAGUUCAUCAAAUGGAAGAGGUAGUAAAAAGAAGAAAAGUGGCGCGACAUCUGAUAAGGAGAAACCAGCAUUUUCAGGAAAGAAGAAGGUGGACCUAUCUGCUUGCACAUCAUCGACUAAAGAUGGAUGUAGCUCAGAAAAGGCUACUGGAAGAGGUCUCAAAAGAAAACGGGCCCCAAGAAAGGAAGAGAAGUUUCACCAGCAAGAUGUUGGGGAGGAAGUAGUUGGCCAAAAAAUAAAAGUUUGGUGGCCUCAGGACAGAGUGUUCUAUGAUGGCGUCGUUCGUUCUUAUGACCGGAAAAGGAAAAGGCACCAGGUGGUCUACACUGAUGGUGUGGAAGAACGUCUAAACCUGAAAAAGCAAUGGUGGAAACUUAUUGAGAAUGAUGAUCUGCCAGAUGAAGACUCUGCCAAUCCCGAACAUAAUAAACAACCUGAGCUAUUACAUACUUGGAAGAAGAGAAGGAGAUUAAAAUUGACUGAAGACUCUAGCCCUUAUCGUCUAGUAAAGAGGGCUGAAGCCUCAUCAAGUCUUAUGAAGACUGAACCCUCGGCUGGGUUAAAUGAAGAUGAAGCAGUUUUAGUUGAUGAUAAUUUAUGUGACAUGCGUUAGCUGGGAAAAUUUUGUCAGAUUAUUGUUAAUACGGGAAUGAAGGGAACUGGAUUACUUUUUUUUUUUUCUUUUUUUUUUUGUUGGGGUAGUUUUGUUGGCCCUUGUAUACGUUCCUAUUAUGAUGUUGAUAUAUGUCUUCAUCUCCUUGUGAGAGAUAAGAGUAGCAGUAAUGGUGUAAUUAUGAGCUUGCUUAAUCGUGAUUCUUGAUUGCAUAUGAAUACCAUCAUCAAAUAUAUAUAUAUACAGCUUCCAAUCCGUA
This is a messenger RNA of Punica granatum (pomegranate), 2850 nucleotides long. NCBI's taxonomy places the organism in Eukaryota, Viridiplantae, Streptophyta, Magnoliopsida, Myrtales, Lythraceae. The record is from RefSeq and is a predicted model, not a curated record.